CGCCUACAGAAAGACUGGGGAGCAGCAGGCAGGAUCAGUUAGUGAGGAGACGGCGGCCGAAACGCAGCACACUUGAAUAUUGCUUUGCCUCUUUUAAAACAAAUAGACGUUACAAUGAGAAACAUGGACGAAGUCGCGAUCAACGAAGAAGGAAACGUUUUAAGAGCGAAAAUAAUAACCAUGGUUACUCUCUUUAGUGUUUCUAUGAUUGUUGGGUGUUUGCCGAUUUUAAUUUCGAUGAAGUACAAAUGGUUCAUGCCGAAAGAUGGUUCAAAUAUGAGAACCUCUAAUUCACUUGUGAUUGGAUUACUGUCUUUCGGCGGUGGUGUUUUGUUUGCAACGACGUUCAUGCAUUUGUUGCCAGAAGUUGACGAAAACAUAAAAUUAUUACAGGAGGAAGGCCGAUUACCAGAAAUGCCUAUAUACCUUGCACCUCUGAUUAUGUGCAGUGGGUUCUUCAUGAUGUACCUCGUAGAAGAGCUGGUCCAUGUGUAUAUAAACAGUCGAGAAAAUAAAAGCGCCAACACAAGUUUCACACGAGUUCUAAGUAUACGAAGAAGUAAAUCAGAAGAGGAUGGCAAUACAGACAUACAGACUAUAAAAGAAGUUGAGGCCGCCCGGCAUCAUGGUCAUAGUCAUCUACCAGUGAAAUCAGACGAUACUAUUGUAUCUGCUUUAAGAGGUCUACUGAUAGUGCUGGCGCUUUCCAUUCAUGAAUUGUUCGAGGGUCUUGCAGUAGGUUUGGAAUCUUCUACAAGAAGCGUAUGGUACAUGUUCGGAGCAGUAUCAGCACACAAGUACAUAAUAGCGUUCUGUAUUGGCGUGGAACUGCUGGCAGCAGGCACGAGGCGCUGGCUCUCAAUAUUAUAUAUCUUCACAUUCUCUUUCGUGUCUGCACUUGGUAUAGGUGUUGGGAUCUUACUGGUGGGUGGAGCCGGCGCGGCGGCCGCUGGAAUAUAUUCCGUUGUAUUACAGGGUCUUGCAUGUGGUACUCUAGUCUAUGUGGUCUUCUUCGAGGUGUGGAGGCAAGACCGCACUGGAAUUAUGCAGUUCUUCUGCGCGAUAUUUGGGUUCGCUAUUAUGGUUGCUCUUGAAGCCGUGGUCGAAUCUUUUGCUUGACAAUGAAAAGAAAAAAUUAGGAAGCGAUGUAUGGCUGUUGUAUAGUUAAAGUUACCAUAAGUUUUGUUACUGCUAUAAUUUAAGGAAUGUCAAUAAAUAUUUAUACAU
Messenger RNA from Zerene cesonia (dogface butterfly), 1227 nucleotides. RefSeq names its product zinc transporter ZIP1-like. Gene Ontology annotation, biological process: zinc ion transmembrane transport. Gene Ontology annotation, cellular component: plasma membrane. The coding region runs from base 115 to 1119 and encodes 334 amino acids. The record is from RefSeq and is a predicted model, not a curated record. Gene Ontology annotation, molecular function: zinc ion transmembrane transporter activity. Lineage: Eukaryota; Metazoa; Arthropoda; Insecta; Lepidoptera; Pieridae. The transcript is spliced from 5 exons.